Nyctereutes procyonoides (raccoon dog) is the source of this 3981-nucleotide messenger RNA. RefSeq names its product solute carrier family 22 member 17 (gene SLC22A17). Gene Ontology annotation, cellular component: membrane. NCBI's taxonomy places the organism in Eukaryota, Metazoa, Chordata, Mammalia, Carnivora, Canidae. The transcript has 10 exons. The record is from RefSeq and is a predicted model, not a curated record. Gene Ontology annotation, molecular function: transmembrane transporter activity. Bases 1354 to 3636 code for a protein of 760 amino acids. Gene Ontology annotation, biological process: transmembrane transport.
UCUGCAUUUCUAACAAGCUCUUGGAUGACAUGGGAGCACUGGUCUGUAAAUCACUCUGAGUAGCAAUUCUAGGGGUUAGGGAAGGCUCUGAGGUGGGUAUGCUUGAGCUGAAGGAUGAGAACUUGACUAAGGGAGGAGAAACCUUCAAGGCAUAAGGACCAAGUUGUGCAAAUGCCCUGUGGCAUUGGGAAAACUGAAUGAAAGAAGGCCAGUGUAAUGAGUGCAGUCUGGGGAGAGAAGCAAGGUGGAGCACCAGGGAGUAUGGGAUCCAGCAUGUAGAACCAUAUGUGAGGCUUCUGGAAUAUUAGCAUUUACCUUGUUGAGGAGGAGAAGCCAUUGAAGUCUGUUAAGCAGAAAAGGGAGGUGAAUAGAUCUGCAUUUUGAAAAUCACUCCAUCUGCACUAGAAAUACAGAUGGGGAAGGGGGCGGAAAUGAAGCAGAUGCAGAACACCAGUUAGGAGGCUCAAGAGUCCUGGGCAACAGGUAGCUUGACUAGUGGUGGUAGUGAUGUAGAGAAGCAGAGUAUCUGAGAACUUGUAGAAAAUAAAAUGGAUUUUGUAAAGGAUUUGACAUGGGGGUAAGGAGGAGGCAUCAUAAGGGCUGUCACCUGAGCACCUGGCCACAGUUGAGUGAUGAGGGUACCAUUCCCUGGGGGGAAAGAAGCACUAGAAGACUGCCAUGUUACAGGGGGAAGAGCGUAAGUUUGGUCUUGGAUAUAUUGAGUUUGAGGUCCCUGUGAGUCAACCAAGGUUCAGAGAUCCGGUGCUCAGAAGAGAGGUGGGAGCUGGAGAUCAGAUUUGUAUCGUUUGUAUCAGGGGUGAAUGAGGCCAUGGGCAUGGGUGAGAUUUCAAGGUGAAAUGAAAGGGGGACCCAGGACCAAGCCUCAGGAUUGCAGACCCUGAAUGAUGGUGAAGAGGAGGACGAGCCUGCCGUGGAGAAAAGAAGAGCUAGAGAAACAGGAUGAAUGUGUGAGAUUUAGUAGCCAAAAAAGAAAGUGUUUAGAGGAAAGGGUGGUCAACAGUGCCAAAUGAAAAACAAAACAAACAACAACAACAACAAAAAAAAAAACCAGUGCCAAAUGAUGUUGAGAAAUGACAAAGACUCAACCGAGGUGGGGGUAGGGCAGUCUUAUUUAGAGAAUGGCAGCCAGGGCUGCGUACAGGGCCCAACCCAGCCCUCCGUGUGCAUACCCUGAACUGUAGAUGCCAGUACACACAGCUGUCUCCCAAGUAAGCUACUCCAAGGUGGCCUUGUCCAUCCUGUCAUCCCCCAAAGCCUAGCACAAGGCCAGGCACAUAAUAGACACUUAAUAAAUUUUACUGACAAUGAGAGGAUGGAUGGGAAGAUGGAUGGAUGGAUGAGGAGGAAGUGGAAGCAAAGAUGGAAUCUCUGGCAACUGCCUGGAUAGCUGCUAUCCUUCAGCUUUCUUUCCUUUUUACCGCAAUGACCUGCAGACCCAGGGAACAGAGACAGAGCCCCUGGGCCCUGGCCCCCCUUCCUCCCUCUGACGAAGAGUCUGGACCGAAGGUUCUGCUGACGUGGGAAGGGGAGGAGAGUCUGGAGGAAGGGGAGGGGAAAGCAGCGCAGAGAUCGCAGAGACGAAGGAGGCGCCCGCGGCUGCAGAGCUGCGGAGCGGGGUCUCUCCGGCCUCUGACCGCGCAUCCGGCGCCCCACUGGGCCAGAGGACAGCGCAUCCUUUCGGUGAGGGCCGGCGGGGCCCCUGCAGUCGGCAAGCUGGCUCCCCGGGUGGCCACCGGGACCCCCGAGCCCAAUGGCGGGGGCGGCAGCAAAAUCGACAGCACUGUAGAGAUCACCCCCAGCUCCAACGGACAGGUCGGGACCCUCGGAGAUGCGGUGCCCACGGAGCAGCUGCAGGGUGAGCGGGAGCGCGAGCGCGAGCGGGAGGGGGAGGGCGACGCGGGCGGCGACGGCCUGGGCAGCAGCCUGUCGCUGGCCGUGCCCCCCGGCCCCCUCAGCUUUGAAGCGCUGCUCGCCCAGGUGGGGGCGCUGGGCGGCGGCCAGCAGCUGCAGCUCGGCCUCUGCUGCUUGCCCGUGCUCUUCGUGGCGCUGGGCCUGGCCUCGGACCCCAUCUUCACCCUGGCGCCCCCACUGCAUUGCCACUACGGGGGCUUUGCCCCCAACGCCUCUGGCUGGGAGCAGACCCCCAACGCCAGCGGCGUCAGCGUCACCAGCGCGGCCCUAGCAGCCAGCGCUGCCAGCCGCGUCGUCACCAGUACGGACCCCUCGUGCAGCGGCUUUGCCCCACCGGACUUCAACCAUUGUCUCAAGGACUGGGACUAUAACGGGUUGCCGGUGCUCACCACCAACGCCAUCGGCCAGUGGGAUCUAGUGUGUGACCUGGGCUGGCAGGUGAUCCUGGAGCAGAUCCUCUUCAUCCUGGGCUUUGCCUCCGGCUAUCUGUUCCUGGGCUACCCUGCGGACAGGUUCGGCCGUCGAGGGAUUGUGCUGCUGACUUUGGGGCUGGUGGGGCCCUGUGGAGUGGGAGGGGCUGCCGCAGGCUCCUCCACAGGUGUCAUGGCCCUCCGAUUCCUCCUGGGCUUUCUGCUUGCCGGAGUUGACCUUGGUGUCUACCUGAUGCGCCUGGAGCUGUGCGACCCAACCCAGAGGCUUCGGGUGGCCCUGGCAGGGGAGUUGGUGGGGGUGGGGGGUCACUUCCUGUUCCUGGGCCUGGCCCUUGUCUCUAAGGACUGGCGAUUUCUGCAGCGCAUGAUCACCGCUCCCUGCAUCCUCUUCCUGUUUUAUGGCUGGCCUGGUCUGUUUCUGGAGUCUGCAAGGUGGCUAAUAGUGAAGCGACAGAUUGAGGAGGCCCAGUCCGUGCUGAGGAUCCUGGCUGAGCGGAACCGGCCCCAUGGGCAGAUGUUGGGAGAGGAGGCCCAGGAGGCCCUGCAGGACCUGGAGAACACCUGCCCUCUCCCUGCAACAUCUUCCUUUUCCUUCGCUUCCCUCCUCAACUACCGCAACAUCUGGAAAAAUCUGCUUAUCCUGGGCUUCACCAAUUUUAUUGCCCAUGCCAUCCGCCACUGCUACCAGCCUGUGGGAGGAGGAGGGAGCCCUUCGGACUUCUACCUGUGUUCCCUACUAGCCAGCGGCACAGCAGCCCUGGCCUGCGUCUUCCUGGGGGUCACCGUGGACCGAUUUGGCCGCCGGGGCAUUCUGCUACUCUCGAUGACCCUCACUGGCAUUGCGUCCCUUGUCCUGCUGGGCCUGUGGGAUUAUCUGAACGAGGCUGCCAUCACCACCUUCUCUGUCCUUGGCCUCUUCUCCUCCCAAGCUGCUGGCAUCCUCAGCACCCUUCUUGCUUCUGAAGUCAUCCCUACCACUGUCCGGGGCCGAGGCCUGGGUCUGAUCAUGGCACUGGGGGCUCUUGGAGGGCUAAGUGGCCCAGCUCAGCGCCUCCACAUGGGCCAUGGAGCCUUCCUGCAGCAUGUGGUGCUGGCAGCCUGUGCCCUCCUCUGCAUCCUCAGCAUCAUGCUUCUGCCGGAGACCAAGCGCAAGCUCCUGCCCGAGGUGCUCCGGGAUGGGGAGCUGUGCCGCCGGCCUUCCCUGCUGCGGCAGCCACCCCCCAAUCGCUGUGACCAUGUCCCACUGCUUGCCACCCCCAACCCUGCCCUCUGAGUGGCCUCUGAGCACCCUGGCAGGAGGCUGGCUUAUACUGAAAGGUGGCAUAAGGCCCUGGCAAACAGAUUGGGAGGACUGGUGAGGAAGGCAGGGCUGCCCAGGAGACUGAGAGGCACCUCACGCCAGCCAUCAAGGAGGGCUCAGAGGGCUGUCCCCACCCCCAUCUCCUCCCUGCUGCUUUGUGUUCACUUCCUUGGCAAGAGUCAGGGGACAGGGAGCGAGCUCCACAGUGUAAUCACUAGGUCUGGGCAUCAUCCUGCGCCCAAAGACAUCCUCCCAGACCUCAUUCUUUCUUGCUCUAUCAUUCUGUUUCAAUAAAGACAUUUUGAAUAAAUGAGCAUA